Messenger RNA from Pocillopora meandrina, 355 nucleotides. NCBI's taxonomy places the organism in Eukaryota, Metazoa, Cnidaria, Anthozoa, Scleractinia, Pocilloporidae. The record is from the annotation of a GenBank genome assembly.
GCUAAAAGGAAAGCGAUAAAAACAAAGAAUCCUCAAGACUGUGGUAAUUACAGAAAGCUCCGAAAUCGAAUCAAUAAUAAAGUGAAAACCACAAAGGCAUCCUAUUAUCACAAUAGUUUCAUUCAAUCCAAAGGAAAUUCUCAAAGGACUUGGAAAACUAUUAACAACCGCAUGUCUCGUCGUCAGAACAAUCAGAUAGUAAAGGAUGUGAAAGUAUGUGUCAUAUCUAUCUGUAACUUUAACGAGAUUUCCAACGCCUUUUAACGAACACUUUUCAACUAUUGGGCCCAGGCUAGCCCGUGACAUAUCCUCAACUUCGGACGAGGAGUCUAUUUAUUUAGAAAAUAUUACUUAA